Rotaria socialis is the source of this 1764-nucleotide messenger RNA. The record is from the annotation of a GenBank genome assembly. NCBI's taxonomy places the organism in Eukaryota, Metazoa, Rotifera, Eurotatoria, Philodinida, Philodinidae.
AUGAAUACACCGUUCAAACCGCAAAAUACAAAGCUUGCUGCAACGAAACGUAUUAUGAGAGAUUUAAGAGAUCAUGAAAAGGUUCCUGUACCUGGGCUUGGUGUUACGUGUCCAGAUGAAUCGAAUCCAUUUCUUUUACAUUGUAAUGUAUUGAUUAACGAUGGUCCUUAUCGUGGCGUUAUAAUUCAUUUAAUUCUUCAUAUUCCCGAAGAUUAUCCAUUAACAGGUCCUGCUGGAAAUAUAGCGCCAGGUUUAGACUUUAAUUCAACUUAUCAUGGUCAUAUUCAUGAUGAUCGAACACAUGGACAUGCUUUGUGCAAUGAUUUAUUAACAAACUAUGCUUCAUAUUUUCGACACAUCGAUUCAGGCACAGCACAACAAGCUAGUGGAUGGAGCCCAGGUUAUACACUAUCUACGGCUCUUCUUCAAAUUGUUACGUUUUUUGCUGAGCCUGAUUUAAGAAAUACGCCAUCUUUAGAGAAUAUUGACCGUUUACAUACUAUGGUAAAACAAUUUAAAUGCUCAAUCUGUGGUCAUACAUACGAACAACCAAAUCCACGAAUUGUUGAUUAUACUGUAAACAAUGCUUCAGAAAUCGAUAAAUCUGAAACAGAAGACUUAAUAUUGAAACGUCAAUUAAAAGAAAAAUUGACUUGUGGUGUAACGAAACAAAAUGUUCUAGAGGAUAAAAUUUGUUUGGGUUAUCCAUUAUUAAUAAAACGUGAUAGAUAUGGUCGAUUAUGGUCAGAUAUUAUUUUAGAACUUAUUUCAUAUGAUGCAUAUGUUGCUCAAAUACAAAAAUCCGGUGGAAAUAAAUUAGAUUAUUAUGAAAAUUUGAGAUUUCGCUCAGUGACUGGAAAAGACUAUAACCAUUGGUUACCAAUAUAUAUCAAUAAAGAACAUUUUGAACAAUGCCAAAUAUUUAUUCAAAAUAGUAUUAGUAUCAUUCAUACUGGCACUGCUUUAGGUAGCGCUCAAUAUGAUUUUCGACCGACGAUGGCUUUAAGUGUUUUAACAACAUUAAUGAACAAAUCAAGUGUGCAGUUAUUCAAUGGACAAAUGUACGAAUCCAAACAUGCUAUUGAAGCAUUUUGCCAUUUUUUACGUUUAUUGAUGCAUUUUAUUGAUAUAUAUCCUGAAUUAGAUCAAGAAAUUAAUAAUACUAUUGAAAAAUUUAUAGAAGAUUUGGAGAAUCGUAAUAAAAAAUAUAUACCUGAUAUUGGUGAAUUUUUAAUUAAAAUUGCAUUAUCAAAAAACUACCGGUUUGACACUAUAAAAGAAUAUAUUUACGAAGAAUAUUUUGCUCGACAAAUCUAUUGGAUUCAACGAAAUAAUGCAAUUCCAAAUUUACUUAAUAUGCAAAUUCAACAUUUGCCUCUUAUAUUUCAAUCUGUUAAAGUGUCAAAUCAUUUAUUAGUAUUUAAUUUAGAGAUGGCUGCAACAUUUAUACAUUCGGACGUAAAACAACAUUUAGAUCGAUCAUAUGGAUAUCCACCUGAUACUAUUGUCGAAAAUUUUCAAGAACGAUUAAAAGCUAUUAAAGCCAUGAAUGUAUACAGUGACUUUGUUAAAGCUAUCAAAAUGGACACAGUAAUUAAAUCGCCGAAUGAUAUGAUUGACUUGCUCAUACGCUCAAUUAGAGUAUCAAAUCAGCAAGGUUAUACAAAUAUAUUUUCCGAUCAAGAACAGCAAGAUCAAAAAUUUGAUGCACGAACGCGUGGUAUUAAACAACAACAACAACCAUAUAAUAAUGGAAAAAGAUAA